AUGCCUGGAGAGCGGACGAAGGGUAGCCGCGCUAGCUGGCUCCGUGGUCGGCUACGAGCCACGGUGGCCGCAGUGACGAACCAUGCGACGAGGCAUACAGGAGUUGGACUGAUUUGCGCUGUCGCAUACUUCGACCCAGGGAACUGGGGAACGGAUCUUCAAUCAGGCUCGGAAUUUGGUUACAAGCUGUUAUUUGUCGUCCUGUUCGCGGGAUUGAUAGCAGUUUACAUGCAGGUGCUUUCCUCUCGCCUCGGAUGCGUUACAGGCUUGGACCUUGCCAGCCAUUGUCGCCUUCUACUUCAUGAUCGACCAAAGCACAAGCUGCUAUGGCGAUGGCUUGUGCUCUACCCGCUCUAUGUCGCCUCUGAGGUCGCCAUCGUCGCGACCGAUCUUGCCGAGCUGCUCGGGUCCGCUAUCGCGAUCUGCUUGCUCUUUCCACGCGUUCCUCUAUGGGCUGGCGUGCUCAUCACAGCGGCAGAUGUGCUCAUUUUGCUAGCGAUGCGAAAUCCCCUCGAUGGGAAGCCCGUGCGGGUGUUCGAGAUUGUGAUUGCUGCUCUGGUCUUCACGGUACUCGUCUGCAUGGCGGUUGUCAUUUCGAAUGCGGGCGUCCACUGGGGCGAGGCUUUCGACGGGUUUGUGCCGUCUCAUGUCCUAGUCACCUCCUCGGGACUCUACAAUUCUGUUGGCAUUCUAGGAGCGACUGUUAUGCCACACAGCCUCUUUCUCGGCUCCGCAUUCGCAACACAGGAACGCGAGACGCCUCAACCUCCCUCUGACGAGGAGGACAAGGACAAGAACAUUCUGGCGAAGGUCGAGACGUGCGAGCCCGAUGCCAUGUCGGAUAUUGACAGUCUUGUGCCAACAAACGCGGCGGGGAAGUCUUGGAAGGCCACACUUCCGCGCUGGCGCGUAGAGUUACGGCCGCGCAUAUUGGCGAUGCGUGUCUGGCGAAAGACGAAGGAGUGUUUUCGGGUGUCCCGCAUCGAAGAUCAUCCGGAAGGCGAACCAAAGAGCCACAAGGAGCGGGAAAAUAAGUCGCUCGCGUUCGUGCGUACACACAUGAACCAUGGGAUUGUGGAUAUGGUCCUGAGCUUGUUGGGGCUUGCGGUGGUGAUUAAUGCUUUGAUCCUCAUACUCGCGAGCGCAGUGUUUUACUAUGGAUACGGCCAAACUGGCGAUACGAGUCCCGCGACGUUGUUUGAUGCAUAUGAUCUUCUGCGAGACAACCUUGGAAAACCCGCCGCCAUCCUCUUUGCACUCGCACUGCUCGCCUCAGGCCAAAGCUCAUCCAUCGUCGCUACGCUCGCCGGCCAGACAGUCUCCGAGGGGUUCAUCCGAUGGCGGACGUCUCCCGUCCUCAGACGCCUACUUACUCGUUGUCUCGGACUCAUCCCGUCCAUGGUCGUCGCAGCGUCGCUUGGCCGAGGUGGCGUGAGCGCACUCCUCGUCAUUUCGCAGGUUGUCCUUUCCAUCGUGCUCCCGUUUGUCGUAUUCCCACUGUUAUAUCUCACGUCGUCAAAGGCAAUCAUGAGCGUCAAGAAACCUACAGGGCCUAUCUCUAGAAGCGUACCUUCCUCCUCGCUUUCUCCGGGCAAUGCAGAUCCUACAGCAAUAGCCCGCCCUGCUACGCCCUCAGCCGCGGAGGGUGCGACGACUGUGGAAGAGGUCUCGCCGGCACAGCAAGUGGAUGUAGAAGCAGUCGAUGAGAUCGUAGACUUCUCCAACGGCAAGUUCACGAUGGGACUUGGCUGGUUGCUAUGGCUCCUGAUCGUGCUUGCGAAUGCAUACGCGAUCGUGACACUUGCGCUAGGGGAGGAUUAA
This is a messenger RNA of Laetiporus sulphureus 93-53, 1821 nucleotides long. Its product is annotated as Nramp-domain-containing protein. Gene Ontology annotation, molecular function: manganese ion transmembrane transporter activity; cadmium ion transmembrane transporter activity. Gene Ontology annotation, biological process: intracellular manganese ion homeostasis; iron ion transport. The record is from RefSeq and is a predicted model, not a curated record. The transcript has 9 exons. NCBI's taxonomy places the organism in Eukaryota, Fungi, Basidiomycota, Agaricomycetes, Polyporales, Laetiporaceae. Gene Ontology annotation, cellular component: membrane. The coding region runs from base 1 to 1821 and encodes 606 amino acids.